AUGGCUGAAACCGAACGCCCGCAAUACUAUGAAAACACACUGACUCCGCUCCCAAUCAAUCCGGCGACCCUAAUUGAAACUCUCCGAGAGCUUCGAGAGGCUGUUUACAAUGGCGCAGAAAUAGUCCAUGCAAAUGAGCCCAUUCCGGACAAAUGGAGUUCUGGCGGGAUGUUUAAGCACUUUCCAGGCGUUGCCCUUGCUUUCUUGCGUCUCGACUACCAAUCCUCGAUCCUAGCCAAUCAAAAAGCUGCAUCUACGGAGUUCCGGCAGCAUGCCCUCAAGCGGAUUCCCUCAGGCUUACCUGAUAUGCCUUUACUCCCGUCGCGGCUAUCACCCGCGGGGUCCUUUUCGCCUAUAACUGCCGUGUCUCUGCACAUUCUCUCGGCUGUGGCAGAGACUAACUGGGGAGUUGAUUCUAAGCCCAGCCUCUCCCCAGAAAUAAUCACAUGCCUUCAGGAUGCUGUCAACCAGGCGCUGAAAAAUGGAUUUAUCGUACCUCAUGGCGAACAUAGGAUGGGCGGGGAUGAGAUGCUUUUCGGCCGUGCAGGGCUGUUGUGGCUUCUGUUGAAUGCUCGCGUCCAUCAAUUCAGUGAAGAGACCCAGACAGCACUCGCUCCAGUACUUAAUAUGAUCCCUGAAUUGAUCCGCGUUAUCAUCGAGGCCGGCCGCGAAGGUUCAAGGGACUUUAUGCAGAAGCAUGGAGAGAAGGACGCCCAUCCUUUGAUGUAUGUCUGGAUGGAAGGUCACUAUGCCUUUGGCGCCGCCCACGGAAUCACUGGUAUCCUCCCUAUUCUCCUCUCUUGCAAACCAGAGGAAAUAUCGGAUUUUAUGCCUGAGAUUGGAGAGACCAUAACUGCGCUCUGCAAGUUGUGUACCGCGAAUAAUGGUCAUCUCCCAAUGGCACUCCCCUCUCGUGGCUCCAAGAGGCCCUCCGAACUGGUCCAGUUCUGCCACGGCAGCCCAGGAAUUCUUCUACUCCUGGGGACAGCUUUGAGCAAUGACGAGCUGACUCGGGCAUACUGGCACCCCACAUGGGACCAGACUUUGUACCAGGCCACUUGUCGCACUUGGGAGGAAGGUAUACUUUCGAAGGGAGGCAGCCUAUGUCACGGAAUUUCCGGCAAUGCAUGGCCGUGGUUGCUACUUCAUGAUGCCUUCGAGUACCACUCAAAUAGCAUUGACGAUGCACGACGCGAGUACUUCCAACGUACUCAGGAGUCUGCGGAACCCGAUGGCAACUUCACCCAGAAGCUUACGCCGAACUUCUUUUUGUCCCGAGCACUCGCCUUUAUGCUACAUGCAUUUGAAACUCGGCCCUAUAAGACUUCACCUGGGACAUCUGAUCGCGAUUACCGUACUCCUGAUGAUCCAUAUUCGCUGUUCGAGGGGCUAGCGGGUAAUGUUUGUGCGUGGGCUGAAACUUGUGCGGUGAUUCAGGCGAGGUUACGCAAAACGAUGCUGAGUGAGGAGGGGGCUAGCGUGGACGGGGAUAGCAUGUUCCAGCAAGCGAUGCGCUGUCGAUUGGGCUUUCCGCUCAUUGGAGGGGAUGGGGCUCAGGGGAUGCUCUAG
Messenger RNA from Penicillium daleae, 1569 nucleotides. Its product is annotated as lanthionine synthetase C family protein. Lineage: Eukaryota; Fungi; Ascomycota; Eurotiomycetes; Eurotiales; Aspergillaceae. Gene Ontology annotation, biological process: peptide modification; carbohydrate metabolic process. Gene Ontology annotation, cellular component: plasma membrane. Bases 1 to 1569 code for a protein of 522 amino acids. The record is from RefSeq and is a predicted model, not a curated record. The transcript has 4 exons.